AUGGCCCCAUCAUCGUUUGAACAGCUAACAACUGAAGCAGACCCUGAUAAUGGUAAGAACUUGCAUCCAGUGAAAUUUAUAGUGACAGAGACAGGAAAAUAUUCUUCUCAGAAAAUAAAUAUCCCAAGAUAUAGAACCGAAGUUCAAAGUAUUACUUUGGAAACUUCUGAAGUGGGACAUUUUGUGACACUUAAUGGAACAGUUUGCUUUAUCCUUGGCACUGAUGUGGAGUACAUGAAAAGACUGAAAGGAUUUGCUUUAAAGUGCGAGUGCAAACAAGGUUGGCAUGGGAGAGAUUGUGGUCAACCAGAAGUUGUAUGGCGAGCGUAUAUUGCAUCACAGCAAAAAAUCUCUCCUAAAAAGAGAAAAAAACCUCGUCGUUUGAUUCAUGCAUUUUCUAUAAUAAACCUUGAAAUAACUCUAGUUGAGAUAAAGAUUCGUGAAUUAUCAGAUGUGGUUGACCUCUUCAUAGUUUGUGAGUCAAAUUAUACUGAAACUGGUGAAGAGAAAUCACUCUAUUUUCAGAACAAAUUAAGAAAAGGUUUCUUACAUGACAUACAACAUAAAAUUCUGUAUGUACCAGUGGAGAUAUAUAAAAACAAUGAAGCACAUCUACAAACAAUGAAGAAGGAGCUAUGGCUUCGAGGGAAACGAGCUAUCAAUAAUUUACGAGAUGAUGAUAUGCUAGUUCUAAUGGAUACUCAUGAAAUACCAAAUACCAAAGCCCUUCUAUUUUUUAAACUUUAUGACAGUUGGCCACAACCUGUGGGAUUUAGACUCCGUUGGUCAGUAUAUGGUUUCUUCUGGCAGCAUCCCAAGAAAACAAUAACAGCACCUGGAGCCUGGUCUGUACAAUUAAUGGAAGAUGAUUAUCACAGUGAUCUAUCUAAAAUUCCCACUGGCGAUGAGGCAUUAAGUUUUGGUCUGGUUAUAGGAGAUCUUAAUCAUUAUGGUGGAUGGUACUGUUCAUGGUGUUUUCAUCCGCAAGAUGUGGUUUUGGCUUUACAAGGCAGCAAGGGGAACCCUGUGAAGUGGAACAAAGUUGACAAGAAAAUAGAUGCCAAUUCUAUCGAGGAACAUAUAGGUUCUGGCUUGUGGUUAGACAGUACAACAAUGCUGGUUCGUAAAUAUCAAUACGGAGAUCCAUAUUAUGCGCCACAAUAUGUGCUCAAUAAUUCAUGGAAGUAUGACUUUUUGUUGACAAAUUUUUAUGCACGAAACGACUACAAUUAA
Molecule: messenger RNA, 1233 nt
Organism: Gryllus bimaculatus (two-spotted cricket)
Lineage: Eukaryota; Metazoa; Arthropoda; Insecta; Orthoptera; Gryllidae
Source: the annotation of a GenBank genome assembly